AUGGCUACAGGAUUCAGCCCACUGCUGGGUCUUGCUGGAAAACAGUUUAUUAUCUAUGCGGGUUCAGCGACAUUUAUUGCUGGUCUUAUCGGUGGACUUGUGGACGUAGUUGUGUUUCUCAGUUUGAAAACAUUCAGACUCAGUCCAUGUGGAUUCUACUUACUUAUAAUGUCAAUCGCCAACGUCGGCCAAAUGAUUACCGGUCUGCUUAGUCGAAUUCUAAGUACAGGAUUCGACAUCGAUUGGUCAUUAACAUCAUUAUUCUACUGCAAGGUUCGAUUAUAUUGUUACCAGGUAUGCUCAUUAUUAUCUAUGAGUUGCAUCUGUUUGGCCAGUAUUGAUCAAUAUGUUUCGACAUGUUCUCGUCCACAGUGGCAGAGAUGGUCGAAUAUCAAAGUAGCUCAUCGUUUGUGUGUAAUAUGUACCCUGAUCUGUAUUGUUCAUAAUAUUCCGUAUAUAAUCUAUUACAAUCACGUUGUCUCACGAUCAACGGGAAAAGUUAGUUGUACACUAACAAAUACCAUUUUCGAUCAGUAUGCGGCUUACAGCACUGGUGUCAUUCUUGGAAAAGUAUUACCUAUCUUCACAACCUUCUCAUUUGGAUUUUUAUCAUACCGAAAUGUGCAACAAAUCGCUUAUCGAACUAUACCGAUGGUUCGUCGUGAACUGGACAAGCAGCUGACUAUGAUGGUGUUGGUGCAAAUAGCUUUUGGGAUUUUUACUAUCAUACCAUAUACAAUAGUCUAUCUUCUGCUACGAAUAGUAUCACUUAAUCAAGAUCCAGUCAUCGCUACCCGUUUACAAUUAGCAGCUUCUAUAACAACGGUGUUCCUGUAUGUGUAUUUUGCAAGCCCAUGUUACAUAUUCUUCUGUGCGUCAAAUAGGUUUCGCCGGCAACUGGUGUACGUACUCUUUCAAGUUUGGCUAAAAAAAUGCCGACAGAAAGGAAUACUUUCGAAUCAAGUGACACCAGAAUCAUCAUAA
Adineta ricciae is the source of this 984-nucleotide messenger RNA. Lineage: Eukaryota; Metazoa; Rotifera; Eurotatoria; Adinetida; Adinetidae. The record is from the annotation of a GenBank genome assembly.